This is a messenger RNA of Austrofundulus limnaeus, 514 nucleotides long. RefSeq names its product oleoyl-ACP hydrolase (gene olah). NCBI's taxonomy places the organism in Eukaryota, Metazoa, Chordata, Actinopteri, Cyprinodontiformes, Rivulidae. Gene Ontology annotation, biological process: lipid biosynthetic process. The record is from RefSeq and is a predicted model, not a curated record.
GCAGAAGGUGGCGCUGCACGGCCUGCAGCUGCCAUUAAAGACAGGAAGCAGCAGCUGGUGCAGCAGCCGGCAGGGUUUUCAGAGGACGGGUUUUUAUUUUUAUUAUUAAACAGCCGAACAUCUGGGUCUGCAGCUUCCUGUCGGGAUGGAGAAGGUGAUCAGCUGCUUCCGGAAGAGACCGGAAGCUGCGGUCAGGCUGAUCUGCUUCCCCUGGGCAGGUGGAGGCUCCCUGCACUACUCCCGCUGGGGGAACCUGCUGAGCCCCUCCACUGAAGUGUUGGCGGUGCGGCUCCCGGGCAGAGAGGGUCGAGCCAGAGAACCGUUCCUGGAGAACAUGCAGCAGGUGGUGGAGGAGGUUCUGGAGGUUCUGCUGCCGCUGCUGAGAGACAAACCCUUUGCUCUGUUCGGUCACAGCUUCGGCGCCUUCGCCAGCUUCGCCUUCGCCCACGCUCUGAAGAAACAUCACGACCUGGAACCGGUCCACCUGUUUGUGUCCGGAGCUCUGGCGCCGUAU